AUGAAGAGAAAAGCCCCGCCCCUCGACCGGCCGCAGCGGGUAAGGCGGUCGCAGCGCAGCGCGGCGGCGGAUUGGACGACUGGGUAGGGUUCCUGGAGUCGCGUUUGACUCUUCGGUUCCGCGGCGUCGGCGCUUGUUGUGUGCGUCACUUCCGGGUGGCGCGGGACGGAGUGGCCAACGGUCUGCAAAGCAACAUGCCUAAGUUUUAUUGUGACUACUGCGACACAUACCUCACCCAUGACUCUCCAUCUGUGAGAAAGACACACUGCAGUGGUAGGAAACACAAAGAGAAUGUGAAAGACUACUAUCAGAAAUGGAUGGAAGAGCAAGCCCAGAGCCUGAUCGACAAAACAACUGCUGCAUUUCAGCAAGGAAAGAUUCCUCCUACUCCAUUCUCUGCUCCUCCUCCUGCAGGGGCGAUGAUUCCACCUCCCCCUAGUCUCCCGGGUCCUCCUCGCCCUGGUAUGAUGCCAGCACCCCAUAUGGGGGGCCCUCCCAUGAUGCCAAUGAUGGGCCCUCCUCCUCCUGGGAUGAUGCCAGUGGGACCUGCUCCUGGAAUGAGGCCGCCUAUGGGAGGCCACAUGCCAAUGAUGCCUGGGCCCCCAAUGAUGAGACCUCCCGCCCGUCCCAUGAUGGUACCCACUCGGCCAGGAAUGACUCGACCAGACAGAUAAGGAGAGACAGGAACCUCUUUAUAUCCAUUUUAUAUUACUUGUUCUUCACCAGGAGAUCAUGGUGCUGUGACUCUGGGUGUUUUCUAACAGCAUGACAAGGAAGACUUGCUCCCCCUUCCUAUCAAACAGAGAAUAGUUUUUGCAAGGGAGUAGUGGGACAAAAAAAAAAAAAAGCAAUUUCCAUUUGUAUCGUGAAAUGUGAAAAUAAAAUUGUCAACUGUUUUAGUUAAAAAUGUGUUCCCUUUUUUCUCCCCUCUGUAUUCCUUGUGCAUCAUAAAAGAGAUGAGUAUUCCAGUUGUAUUUCUCUAACUCACUCUCUCUUUAGCAUGCCCUCUUCUGCAUGGCAUUUUUCCCCCUUAGCUAUGGAGUGAGUCCCUUUGGACACCCUGCCUUUAUUUAGUAAAGUUUUCAUGUGCAAGAUUUGGUAAAUCUAACACUUGUAGAGCUUUUUGUUGAUUAAAAUAAUAAAUAGCACAAUUGUUUACUUUUUCACAUGAA
This is a messenger RNA of Neofelis nebulosa (Clouded leopard), 1172 nucleotides long. RefSeq names its product small nuclear ribonucleoprotein polypeptide C (gene SNRPC). NCBI's taxonomy places the organism in Eukaryota, Metazoa, Chordata, Mammalia, Carnivora, Felidae. Gene Ontology annotation, cellular component: nucleus; U1 snRNP. Gene Ontology annotation, biological process: spliceosomal snRNP assembly; mRNA splicing, via spliceosome; mRNA 5'-splice site recognition. Bases 195 to 674 code for a protein of 159 amino acids. The transcript has 6 exons. The record is from RefSeq and is a predicted model, not a curated record. Gene Ontology annotation, molecular function: zinc ion binding; pre-mRNA 5'-splice site binding.